Molecule: messenger RNA, 483 nt
Organism: Cooperia oncophora
Lineage: Eukaryota; Metazoa; Nematoda; Chromadorea; Rhabditida; Trichostrongylidae
Source: the annotation of a GenBank genome assembly
AUGACCCUACUCCAGAAGCCGAUGCUAGCGGUGGAAGUGAUUCGCCUGAUGCUUCACAGGACGCUGGUGGUAGCAGUGAUGCUACUGAAGCUGGCGUUUCUGGGGAUUCACAGGAACACUGGUGGUGCGAGCGAUGCUACUGAAACUGGCAUUUCUGGGGAUUCGCAGGACACUGGUGGUGCCAGUGAUGCUACUCAGUCUGGCAUUUCUGGGGAUACACAAGAUACUGCUGGUGCUAGCAGUGAAUCUAGCAGUUCUGAGGGGGUUCAGGAUCACAGUGCUACUGGUUCUUCAACGGAUGCCAAUGUUCGGCCUGUUAACCCUGAUGGUCAAGUAGGUGGUACGACUACUGUAGAAGAUUAUCCAUUCCUUGAAAAGCAUGAUGACAUACAAGAUGACCCUUCUGAUGCACAGGCUCUUCCAUUCUCGCUCACUUCUGGAAUUUCUUUUGUGAUUAUACUUCAUUUGUUCUUCUUCUUCUAG